Messenger RNA from Morone saxatilis (striped sea-bass), 618 nucleotides. It is a transcript of the gene npvf, whose product is annotated as neuropeptide VF precursor. NCBI's taxonomy places the organism in Eukaryota, Metazoa, Chordata, Actinopteri, Moronidae. The transcript is spliced from 3 exons. Gene Ontology annotation, molecular function: signaling receptor binding. Bases 1 to 618 code for a protein of 205 amino acids. The record is from RefSeq and is a predicted model, not a curated record. Gene Ontology annotation, biological process: neuropeptide signaling pathway; negative regulation of gonadotropin secretion.
AUGUUGACCACUGUGUUUCUGUCAACACUCCUGAUGCUGGGGGGGCUUGGAGGGGCAGCAGUGUCUGACUUGCAGGUCUAUGGGAAAUCCAUCCACAGUGAUAAGACUUUGCUGAGUAGCGAUGAUGGAAGACACACUGUGCGGAAACAGCCAUACCAACAGGCAAAAGGUGAAAUCCGUAGGAGUUUGGAUCUCGAGAGCUUCAACAUACACGUGUCCCCCACCACCAGCAAAAUCAGCCUCCCGACCAUCAUCAGGCUCUACCCACCCACUGCUAAACCUCUCCACUUCCAUGCCAACAUGCCUAUGCGCUUUGGAAGGGACAGUAAUCCUGGUGAUGACAGGUCCCCAAACUCGACCCCCAACAUGCCCCAGAGGUUCGGAAGGUCUUGGGAAGUGUUUCAAAUGUGUGCUGAGUGCCAUGGCGUCCAAGAACCACAGAAGUUCCCUCAGGGACUUCGGAGAACCAGUCUGUACUGGAGACUUCUCAGGACUCUGGCCAAUGCAGAGUUAUUGAACACUGGCUUGCACUGGGCUGAAGAUAUUGACUUUACAACCAGCUCGGAAGAGGUGCAGAUGCAAGAAAAAAACUUUAAUGAGCAAAAGAGUAUUAAAUAG